GUCUUUGUUAAAACAAUUGCUGUCUUUAAACUUUAGUUUAUUUUAUUUAACUAGUAUCUUUAGAUUCUGCUUUAUUGGUAUUAUGGCGAGCAACAUAGCAGCAGUAACAACGUUCUGGGAAGCGAUUUCGAUUGUUAUGUAUACGACAGGUGCGAUAAUGCAACUUUAUAUUACGUGCUCCUGUGUGCAACAAUUAUUAGAUGCGAGUACGGAAGUAACGGAUAAAGCUUUUCACGAAAAGUGGUAUUUACUUCAACCAUCGACAAAAUGUAUAUUUAUGUUGAUAAUUAUGGCUAACAGUUUAGAAUGUAAAAUUGCGGCUUUUGAAAAUUUCAAUCUUUCCUUGUCCUCGUUUAUGAAGAUUUUAAAUCAGUCGUACUCGAUCGCUCUUCUGUUUUUAAGAAUGAAUUAAAAAGUGACGGAAACGUUCUACUUACAGUAGUUAUAAUUGUUACUUCCAAACUAAUAACAAAAAUUAAUAAUCUUGUGAAUUUAUUUUGGUUUGGUAAAGUUGACUCAGAUCAACAAAAAAAUAUCUGAAAAUUGUGACUAGGGUAAGUUAGGGUAUGAUGACCAUACGGGAAAGAUGGCCAAUGGCUAUAAUUUCUUUAAUAAUUGCUAAACAAUGUGUUCUCAUAAUUAUUUUCAAAGAUAAUCUAUAUUUACUCUAAUUUAUGUGCGUAUACUAUUCGAAAUAAUGAUAUUGUGGAUGUUACAUCACGUUUUUAUUUUUGACUGCCUGCGAAGUUUUUCACGUGUUUAUUAGAAAUUGCCACAAUGUCGAAUAAAUUACAGUUGUGCUGUUGCAAUGAACGUUACCCACGUAACAAAAAUAUGUAAAUUGUAAUGUGUAAUUAUAUUUUUUAUUUUCUUUUCUAUUUUUUAAAUAAAUACUAUGAUUAUCUUUCUCUCGCAGUUUGGGCAAGACAGCCCAUGACAUUUCGGGGUAAGUGUUUAUAUAUAUAUUUUAUUAAAAAAGAUGCGAAUUAAGUUAUGCACCUAAUAUUUUAAUUUCACAUAUGUUUUUUUUUUUAGUAAUGACAAUGAAUUAAAUUGGUCCUAACUUGUGUGAACAUUUAAUAUGAAAAAUGUUUAAAAACAAAAUUAAAUAUGUGAUAAUAUGUGGCAAUAAAACUAAAUAUGUAAAAUUAUAAGUUUUUCUAUUAUUCUUUAAAUGUUAAGUACAUAAAAAAUGUAUAGCCAACUGUUCUAUAAUACUGUGGCCAUCUUUUCCAUAAAAGUUGUGAAAAAUGGCCAAUGUUCAUAUUUCAAUAUUUUGAUAAUAAAAAAUUUUUAUUAAGUAUUUUCUCUUUAAUGUCGAUAGUUUUACAUACUUAAAGCUUCAGUGAAGUAAUAUAC
Monomorium pharaonis (pharaoh ant) is the source of this 1359-nucleotide messenger RNA. RefSeq lists its product as uncharacterized. Gene Ontology annotation, biological process: sensory perception of smell; detection of chemical stimulus involved in sensory perception of smell. Gene Ontology annotation, molecular function: olfactory receptor activity; odorant binding. The record is from RefSeq and is a predicted model, not a curated record. Gene Ontology annotation, cellular component: plasma membrane. Lineage: Eukaryota; Metazoa; Arthropoda; Insecta; Hymenoptera; Formicidae. The transcript is spliced from 4 exons. The coding region runs from base 83 to 412 and encodes 109 amino acids.